AUGAGAAGUUAUCUUACCACUCUACUUGGUCUUGUGCUCUUUGUACUGGUGCAUGUACCAGUUUCCUCUAGCCGACUGCCUGAUCACAAGAUGGGCACCUCACCAGUAAAGAUGAUGAAAGUGGACACGGAUAUGGCGACUGAUUCACCUCUGCAUGAAGAUCCAGAAAUACACAUGAAUGCCACCCAGCUGAUCACUAGCAAGGGUUUUCCUUGUGAGAAUUAUUUCAUUACCACAGACGACGGCUACAUCCUCAACAUCCUCCGCAUACCUCAUGGUAGAAACAACAGCAAUCUGCCAGGCCCUAGACCUGUGGUGAUUUUGCAGCAUGGCCUCCUGGGUAGUUGUACACACUUCCUGUCAAAUCCUGUAAAUGAGAGUCUGGCAUAUAUUCUGGCUGAUGCUGGUGCUGAUGUUUGGCUGGGGAACAGUAGAGGCAAUUUCUACUCCACUAAUCACACAAGGUUGAAUCCUAAAAAGAGAGAGUUUUGGAAGUUCAGUUUUGAUGAAAUGGGCGCAUAUGAUGUUCCAGCAAUGGUCAAUUUUGUUGUGGCCACAUCCGGAGUUGAACAGGUUUAUUACGUAGGGCACUCUCAAGGAACUACCAUUGGCUUCAUUGCCUUUGGUGAGAAUGAAGAGGUGGCUGCCAAGAUCAAACAGUUUAUUGCACUGGCGCCGGUAGCUCGGAUUGCAAACACCAAGUCACCCAUGCGUCUACUUGCUCCUGUUGCAAAAGAAAUUGAGGUGUUUCUAGAAAUUUUCGGACAUGGCCAGAUAAACAUCAAUCCAGAAAUCAUGAGGUUCCUGGCUGGGUCCCUUUGCAGCAAGUGGGGAUCUCUUUUAUGUGAAAACUUCUUGUUUGUUUUGUGUGGCUUCGAUUACAAGUUUUUUAACAAGUCCAGAAUUCCUGUGUACGUGGCUCACAACCCUUCAAGUACAUCAGUUCAUGACAUACUGCACUGGGCUCAGAUGAUUAACUCAAAGACAUUCCAGCAUUUUGAUUACGGCUCUGCUAAACAAAAUAUGGUGCACUAUAAUCAG
Messenger RNA from Candidula unifasciata, 1041 nucleotides. NCBI's taxonomy places the organism in Eukaryota, Metazoa, Mollusca, Gastropoda, Stylommatophora, Geomitridae. The record is from the annotation of a GenBank genome assembly.